This is a messenger RNA of Adineta ricciae, 1773 nucleotides long. The record is from the annotation of a GenBank genome assembly. NCBI's taxonomy places the organism in Eukaryota, Metazoa, Rotifera, Eurotatoria, Adinetida, Adinetidae.
AUGUUUGAAAUAAACGAUCUUUUCGAUACGUUUCUUUUUCGCACGACAACAGUCACAGGUUUUCUUUUCUAUUGGUUACCAAUCAUAUGCAUACUGUCGCCAACUUAUCUGAGUCCAUUUACGUUCGUGGAUUCGACUCAAGAAUUCAAAGCCUAUCGAAUGGUUCAAUACGAUUUAUAUGGUCAAGCUUAUGGCAGCCGACAAGCGUUUGUUUCGAGUGAAGUUCGUUUAUGGUCACACGCAAAUUUGAACCGCAAAGCUGCAUUGAUACGUCUUGAAAAUCUAACCAUCGAACGAUUUCGUUCAUUAGUUUCCAAAGGUAUCAAUGGCUUGUUUGUUGUUAUUCCUUCAACAACUACGCAAUGGUCAGACGAACAAAAGUCCGAAAUCUGCGAUUUGGAAACCAUUUUACUUGCUGAAAGUGUUCCAAUUCCUAUUUAUUUUCUACCUGAAAACCAACAAAUGAAUGAUUUAUAUAAAUCGAUCGAAUCACGUCGCGACUCAACAAAAGAUUCUGCUCUAGCCGUCAUAUACGAUAUGAUCACAGCUGACGGAUACCAAUUGUCUGUUAAUACAGGCAAAUACAAUCAACGAACGGACAGUGUUUUGUACAAUAUUGUCGGUAAGCUAGUUGGUCAUGGAAUCGAAGAACGUCUUCCCAAAAUUCUUUUCGUUACGCAUUAUGAUGCCAUGGGUUUGGCAAGCGGAUUGGCACAAGGUGCUGAUUCGAAUGCCAGUGGAGUUUUAAUUUUAUUGAAAUUAAUUCGUUUGUUUUCCAAAUUAUAUGCUAAACAAACAACACGAGCUAAGUACAAUCUUCAUUUCCUCUUUGCUGCUGGUGGAAAGUUGAAUUAUCAAGGAAGUAAGAAGUGGAUCGAUGAUUAUCAUGAUCAAAAACAGCAACAACAACUUCCGAAUGACGUCGAUGUUGUUGUUUGUCUAGACUCACUAGGACAAUCCAAUGAACUUUACAUGCAUGUUUCAAAACCACCCAAGGACACACAAACAGCUGGUAUUUUACGUGAACUUCUGGCGCAAUUGAGUGAGAAAUCAACACACGGUCCAUUAACAUUCGAACAAAUUCAUAAGAAAAUCUUAAAAACGAGCGACUUUGUCGCAUGGGAACAUGAAAAAUACUCAUGGGCGAAGCUACCCGCUUUCACCUUUUCACAUUUAAAUUCAUCAAAAUCAUGUUCACAUUCAUCAAUUAGUGAUGUGUACGAUGAAGUUAAUCUCGCAUCUAUCGAACGUAACUAUCAAUACAUCAGCGAUGCACUUAUUCGUUUAAUUUUCAAUAAAACCGAUGUUACUUUUCCCAUCAUUGAUCAAAAUUAUCUUUUAUCGGAUCAACAGUCGGAUUACGAUCAGGUGACAUUCACCAAACAAUGGCUAACAUUUUUAACAAAUUAUUCGCGGACACCAUCCUUGUUAACUAAAACUCAUCCUGUCGUACUUGCACUGGAGCAAUAUGCUCAUCGGUAUUUAAGUAAUGUUGUAAAAACAACGAUUCGUCCAAAUAAAAAAGAUCCCGAGUUCGUCUUUUUCGACGGUGAUGAUGAUCAAGGACGACAGUUAUACGUUUAUCGUAUCAAACCAGCUAUCUUCGAUCUUGUCUUAGCCAUAUUCAUCGCUAUUUAUCUCGGUUUGGUGUAUUUGGUCGCCGCUCACUGGUCAACAAUCAUCAGUGUACUCUUACGUUAUAGAUCGUAUACGAAUAUGUUUUUAUCCCCAGCAUCAUCCCAAUAUGGUGCAUACAAGCGUAAAAUUAAUUAG